AUGGUCAACGUCAAAGAAGCCGCCCAGGCCGCGAUAACGGCCUACGGCCUCGCCACGCAGCAAGGCGGGAACGCGUCCGUCCCGCUGGCCCAGGUCGCCUCGUCGCUGGCGUCCUUCUACCUCGCCAACUUCACGAGCUUCACCCUCGGCGGCGUCAGCGUCGUCGGCGGCGGGGAGACGGCGGCCAAGGGCGUGCUGCAGCAGCUCCGGCGGCUCAACGAGAGCGGGCUCGGCACGGACAUCCGGCUGUGCGGCGGCGGGCGGGUCGACGUCGUCUCGUCGCAGAGCGCGCUCUGCUGGGUGACGUUCGAGAUGGUGCCGCCGCGGACGAGCAAGGUCGGCAGGUGGACGUGGACCAACGUCUACGGGUUCCGGGUCGAGACGGGGCGGGACGACGGGCUCGAGGGCGGGUGGGAGUUUACGAACGCCGACCAGGAGUUCCAGACGCUGCUGGAGAGGGUCCCGGACUUUUUCAAGGGCGGGACCGUAUGA
Molecule: messenger RNA, 492 nt
Organism: Colletotrichum higginsianum IMI 349063
Lineage: Eukaryota; Fungi; Ascomycota; Sordariomycetes; Glomerellales; Glomerellaceae
Exons: 1
Coding region: 1-492 (163 amino acids)
Source: RefSeq, a predicted model, not a curated record